Messenger RNA from Neoarius graeffei (lesser salmon catfish), 1642 nucleotides. Its product is annotated as achaete-scute homolog 1b-like. Lineage: Eukaryota; Metazoa; Chordata; Actinopteri; Siluriformes; Ariidae. Bases 271 to 837 code for a protein of 188 amino acids. Gene Ontology annotation, molecular function: RNA polymerase II transcription regulatory region sequence-specific DNA binding; DNA-binding transcription factor activity, RNA polymerase II-specific; protein dimerization activity. The record is from RefSeq and is a predicted model, not a curated record. The transcript has a single exon. Gene Ontology annotation, biological process: regulation of transcription by RNA polymerase II; developmental process.
GGAGACUCCCACACGAGCGUGCGUCUUUUUAAGGGGGUGGGGUGUCGGACGCGUGUUGAAAAAGGGCCGAGUGCUGCCAAAGUUUGUAUCAGAUCGAGCACUGGUAGGGGGCCAGUAGACACUUGGACAUUUCGACACUGAGACCUGGCCACACACGCGAAAGACACGCGAAAGUUUUUUUUCCCCCCCGUUUUCCUUUGUGAUCACUUCUUCUGCAUCGCCUUGGUGGAAUCAUUGUACAGGUCCGUCCUGGCGUAGCCCCAGAUCGAGAUGGAGACCACCAGCAGUAUGCCAACGACACAACUGGCGCAGGGUCAGUGCCACUUCGGACGUGAAGAGUGCGCAGUCUCCAACACGAGCCAGAGUGAGAGCAAGAGCAAGGUGCUGAAGAGACAGCGCUCCAACUCUCCAGAGCUGCUGCGCUGCAAGAGGAGGCUCAGCUUCACCGGCCUGGGCUACAGCAUCCCGCAGCAGCAGCCGGUCGCCGUGGCGCGGCGCAACGAGAGAGAAAGGAACCGGGUCAAGCAAGUCAAUAUGGGCUUUCAGACCCUGCGCCAGCACGUCCCGAACGGCGCGGCCAACAAAAAGAUGAGCAAAGUAGAAACACUGAGGUCGGCGGUGGAGUACAUACGCGCUCUGCAGCAGCUCCUGGACGAGCACGACGCCAUUUCAGCCGCGUUUCAGUGCGGCGUCCCGUCUCCAACCCUGUCCAACAGCUACUCCGCCGACCCAGAGUCGCCACAUUCGUCUUACUCCUCUGACGACGGGAGUUACGAGCCUUUGAGCUCCGAAGAGCAGGAGCUGCUGGACUUCACCACAUGGUUCAACAGAUACUGAUGAAGUGCUUUGCGCAUUUCCACCAACUCCAGCUGAGCGCACCUGGAUCCCAGUCUUCCGACUGAGCAUUGACCCAAUCCAGAAUCCAACAUCUUUCAAGGUUCAAAGGCAAGACAAGGAUUAAAGCAGUGAUGAAGUUCGAAUCACCACGCAACACCACCGGGGACCCCCUCACCCACCCACCUCUUUCUCUUUCCAUGCGUAAUGAUGAUUGGAGGAGAAAGGACUAAAAAAAAAAAUCCGACGUUUAAAAGUGCAAUUAUGGACUUUAAUGUUGUAUGUCAUUUUCUAUCCAUUUUUAAUCAACACCAGCCAAGUAGAGACAAAAAGUCAGUGUGGGACUGUUUUGGAUUCAAAAGCGCGCGUUCACGACCCUCGGCGCACAUGGGAGAAAAACAUACUGCGCAUGCGCAGUGUGAAUGUUGACAAACUUUGAAAACAGCUGUAGCGGCUAGACUUUAGUCCAGGAAUAUUAUACGCCGUUAUUAUCAUCUAGUGUGUCUCUGUUGAUUUAACUAGUCGCUGACCUGAACGUUUUUAAAAUGGAAACUUGUACUAUAAGUUGUAUUGUUUAAAAAAAUAAAAAUAAAAUGAAGAUUUAUUUUUGUAUGCUGAGCAAAACAACAAAAAACAGACACUGCCUCUCUGUGACAACGACCAUGUUGUAAACUAAUUAGCUGGAAGAUCCGUUAUUGCUUUUAACACUGAAUAGAAUGCGAUAGAUCAUAGUACUGAUUAGACAUGAUGCUCCAUGAUAAUGAGCAACCUGUAUGGAAAUGUUUUUACAAGAUAUGCACUUGUUCUC